UCCAAUGGGGCAUCUGAAUUUUCUUGAUACUACUCCUUCAUUACCAUUCUUGCCCUUAUUCAUAACUAUUUUGGUCGCCAGCCAAAUUCCAUUAGGCUGCACUAGAGAAGCCCAUUCUUCAAAUUUCACCUGCAUUGAAAGUGAACGACAAUCUCUUCUUCGAUUCAAAGAUAGCUUGACAGAUGAAUCCAAUCGUCUAUCAUCAUGGACCGGAGGAGACUGCUGUUCAUGGAAAGGAAUUGGUUGCCACAGAACAACUGGCCGUGUGGUGACACUUGAUCUACGCAAUUUGGAGCAACCUGAAUUAUAUGAAGUUUACAAUACUUCAUAUCAUUGCAGAUCUUGCCUAGCAGGUGACCAGUUAAGUCCAUCUUUGGUCAAUCUGACCAAUCUACGAUACUUGGACUUGAGUUUAAAUAAUUUUUCAGGAAUUCAAAUUCCCACAUUUCUUGGAUUGCUGAAAGACCUGAGAUACCUCAAUCUCUCAGAUGCAGGAUUUGUUGGUGAAGUUCCCCAUCAUUUAGGAAAUCUCUCGCAUUUAAGGUACUUAGAUAUUGGUUUUUCAAGUUCAAAUAACAUCCCAAUAGAUAAUAACUUGAGGAGUAAUGAUGUGGGAUGGGUCGCUAGGCUCUCUUCUCUUGAGUACCUGUUCCUGAGAGGAGUAAACCUUUCAAAUGCUGGAGAUGGGUUCCUAGCAGUUAACAUGCUUCCUUUGCUGAAAACACUAGAUUUGGAGAAUUGUAGACUUGUAGUUCCUCAUCUUUUACACGUCAAUUUCACAUCUCUUUCUUCCCUUAAACUUGGUUUCAAUCAAUUUCUCAACCCCACCCUGCCUCCUUGGUUGCGUAACUUAACCGGCCUCCAAGAUCUUGACCUCGGUGCUAAUAAUUUAGAUGACAAGGUUCAUGAUACAUUUAGGCAAAUGACCUCUCUAGUUAACCUCGAGCUGGAAGGAAACCACUUUGAUACUUCAACAUUGAGAUCCAUUUGCAACAUUAGCAGUCUUACUGGUUUAUCUAUGAGUGAUAAUCAGUUGCAGGGUUCAAUACCAAGUGAAAUAGGCCAGUUUCCACAACUAACUCAACUACAUCUGUCCAAUAAUAGGUUAAAUGAUACCAUACCCUCCAGCCUUUGGCAACUCACCAAGUUACAAGAGUUAUACAUUGCUGCAAAUGCAUUAACCGGUGAACUAUCCGAACACCAUUUUGCAAAACUCAAAGAGCUAAAGAGGUUGGACAUUUCUGAUAACUUAUUCUCUCUACACGUGAGCUCCUCCUGGGUUCCUCCUUUUCAACUACAAUAUAUUUGGAUGGGAUCUGUCAAAAUAGGGCCCCGGUUCCCAAAUUGGCUACGCACGCAAAAGGAGAUUGAAGAGAUAGAUAUGCACAAUGCGAGCAUUUCAGAUGCCAUACCUGGCUGGUUCGGAGUGCUUUCUAAUGAUACUAGUGGCAUAAUUCUCUCCCGUAACAAAUUGGAGGGAUCUCUCAACUCAUUUAUUUCAGUGGCUGAUGUUGAUGAAAAGGUUGUACAAAUGUUGUAUCUCCUCCUCAAUCACAACCAUUUCACUGGUAGUAUCCCGGAAGACUUGUGCAAGUUGAAAACUUUAAUUUAUUUAGAUCUGUCCAACAACCAUUUGUCUGGAAGAAUUCCUUUAUGCUUGGGAAACUUGCGAUAUUUGAGGAUCCUACAUUUGGGAAGUAACAGCCUAUAUGGUCAGAUCCCAGGUUCACUGGGCAACUUGGGAGAACUUAUUAGUCUGCAAUUGAGUAAAAAUAGGUUUGAUGGGAAGCUCCCUCCUUCAAUGCAGAAUCUGAAAAGAUUGCGGUUCCUGGAUCUGGGAGAAAAUAGAAUAGCGGAUACUAUACCAGCGUGGAUUGGGGAAAGGUCAUCACACUUGGAGUUUCUGACACUUCAGUCGAAUAAUUUCCACGGAGGUAUCUCUAAUACACUCUGCCAACUCCCAUAUCUUCAAGUGCUCAACCUGGAACAUAAUGAUUUAUCUGGAUCUAUUCCUCACUGCUUUAAAAACUUCACCGCGAUGGAAUCAACUGAACCAGGAACAUUUCCGUACUCAAACAAUUCUUUUGUUGAUCCCGUACUGCGAAACUUUAAGGCAGGAAUAGAGCUUGAGUACUCAAAAACCAUAGAUUCUGUUAAAUCCAUUAGCCUCUCAGGAAAUAAUUUGGUCGGUGAAAUCCCUGAUGAGAUAAUGGGUCUCGUUGGGUUGCAAACUUUGAACCUUUCAAAAAACCAUCUAAAUGGAAGGAUCCCCAAGAACAUUGGCAAUUUGAAGCAACUUGAAACACUUGAUUUAUCGAUGAAUGAACUCAGAGGUGAAAUCCCUCCAAGCUUGUCGAGUAUAUACUCAUUGAGCUCUCUGAAUUUGUCAUACAAUAAGCUAUCAGGGCCGAUACCAUCUGGAAAUCAACUUCAGACCUUGAAUGAUCCAUCCAUCUAUGAGGGAAACAUUGGACUCUGUGGGAAGCCACUCCUGAACAGCUGCCCUGCAGGCGAAUCGCCAACAGAAAAUGGGCCUGUUCUCGACGAUAAAGGUCACAGCGAGUCUGAUUUCUCAUGGUUUUAUGCCGGUUUUGGACCUGGAUUCAGUGUUGGUGUAGUGGGAGUUGUGGGAAUCCUUCAAUUCAAGCAGUCAUGGCGCUAUGCAUUAUUCAAAUGUGUGGAAAAUGCCUAUGACAGAAUUUGGGUUAUGAUCGCAUUGAAGACUGCUCGGCUACGGAGGAAUUUCCAUUGAGCCUAUAACCAUUCAAGCUGCUAUGGAUCUGGUUUUAGAAUGGAAGAUUACUAGUUUUAUUGUGUCUUUAUGUAGCUACAUUCUGAGUAUGGUAACUCCAGAUGUAAAUGUAAUACAAGGAUUAGUCAUCCCCCCUGUAAUCUCCGAGUUCUACAUCAAUAAAAACGUUUAUAUUUUCUGUGUGGUUUUAA
Molecule: messenger RNA, 2943 nt
Organism: Coffea eugenioides
Lineage: Eukaryota; Viridiplantae; Streptophyta; Magnoliopsida; Gentianales; Rubiaceae
Product: receptor-like protein EIX1
Exons: 3
Coding region: 5-2752 (915 amino acids)
Molecular function (GO): protein binding
Source: RefSeq, a predicted model, not a curated record